Messenger RNA from Eruca vesicaria subsp. sativa (arugula), 867 nucleotides. The record is from the annotation of a GenBank genome assembly. NCBI's taxonomy places the organism in Eukaryota, Viridiplantae, Streptophyta, Magnoliopsida, Brassicales, Brassicaceae.
AUGGUUUCGUUUCGCUUCCCUUUCUCGUUUUCUCAGCCGUCCUCAUUCCCCAAACCACCGCGUCCCACUUCUUCAUCAUCCAGAUUCUCUGUUUCUGCCGUCGCUGUGACAGUCACAGUUGGCGCCGCAGCGGCUGGAGCUGCGAUUGCGGCGUCACGGAAUCCCAGGCAUCCGGUUCUGGAUUGGGUCUUCUCCUCUCACCGUUCGUCUCUGUUACCAUGGGGAUCUAUGACUCUAGCCGAUUCUAGCUCCGAAUCCGUUGUCGAACCCAAAACCGGUUUCUCGUUCCCGGCUACAAUCGGAGGUUCCCGGAGAUUACUCGGCGUGGGGCUGAGGAAGAAGAGCGUGCUGGGAUUGAAGAACAUUGAUGUCUACGCAUUCGGCAUCUAUGCUGACUGUGAUGAUGUGAAGAAACUUGUGGGUGAGAAAUACGCAAGUCUUGCAGCUUCUGAGCUCAGGGGAGACAAGGCUUUCAUCGAUCAUCUCAUCGAAGCCGACAUAAAGAUGACUAUACGGCUGCAGAUUGUUUACGGCAAACUCAACAUCCGUUCCGUGCGCAAUGCUUUCCAAGAAUCUGUAGGUAACAGACUCAAGAAGUUUGGUGGCGUAGACAACGAUGAGUUGCUCCAAAGCUUCACUAGCCUCUUCAAAGAUGAGUAUAAAAUUCCAAGAAGUUCCAUAAUUGAUUUGACACAAGAACCAGGCCAUGUACUCAACGUAGCAAUUGAGGGAAACCAUGUUGGGAGUGUGAGGAGCAAACUCUUGUGUAGGUCAAUCUUAGACUUGUACAUUGGUGAAGAACCGUUCGAUAAGAAUGCAAGAGAAGAUUUUCUAGACAAUGUGGCUUCUAUAGUCGUCGACAAGUAG